This is a messenger RNA of Momordica charantia (bitter melon), 1143 nucleotides long. The record is from RefSeq and is a predicted model, not a curated record. NCBI's taxonomy places the organism in Eukaryota, Viridiplantae, Streptophyta, Magnoliopsida, Cucurbitales, Cucurbitaceae.
AUGGAUCUAGGAGAAAAUGUGCUUAAGAGCAGCCCAGCACCACUGGUAGGAUUCGGAGGGGAACAGGUCAUUCCCGAAGGAAGGAUAGAGUUGUUGGGAGAACCAGUGACGGGCCUGAAUAAAGCGACAGACCUCUCGGGAGAGGCAAGGCCGAGCCCUGGUCAUCGACUUAAUUCGACCACCCUUGAUAGGGGAGGAUCGGCUGAGGAGGUAGAAUCUGUCCCUUUGACAGUCGAAGAACAACGGGUCAACAUCGGAACCAAGUUGGGGAAUGAGGAAAGAGAAAGCCUUAUAAACUUCCUCAGAAGCAACGCUGAUGUGUUCGCAUGGUCACCGGAGGACAUGCCGAGAAUCGAUCGAGGAGUUAUGGUACAUCGACUCAACGUCGACGAGAGCUGUAAGCCAGUGAAACAGAAGCGUCGCGCGUUCAACCAAGAAAGGAACGAGAUUGUAGCUGAACAUGUGAAUGAGCUACUGAAAACAGGCUUCAUUCGGGAAGUACAUUAUCCCCAGUGGAUAUCCAACGUAGUGCUGGUAAAGAAGCCAAACGGCAAAUGGAGAAUGUGCAUCGACUUCACGGACCUAAAUAAGGUCUGUCCAAAGGAUUAUUUUCCUUUGCCUCGAAUAGAUCAACUGGUUGAUGCCACUGCGGGACAUGAAAGAUUGAGUUUCAUGGAUGCCUACUCUGGAUAUAAUCAAAUCAAGAUGCAUGUACCGGAUCAGGAGAAAACCACUUUUGUCACGAGUCGAGGCUUGUAUUGCUACACCGUGAUGCCGUUCGGAUUGAAGAAUGCAGGUGCAACCUACCAACGAAUGCGACAAGUACUCUCAAAACAAAGAUCUUUACACAAUUAUUCGUCUUCUGUUUUGAGAGUGGGGGCCAUUGUUAUGGAGAACAAAAACGACCCGAAACGGGACAAGGAGUUGAAGUCUGAGAUCAUUGAUUGGGGGAGACCGGCCCGUGACGUAACGGGCCGGCCCAAAGAACGACCUAAUGCCGGGGCAAAGAACGAGGAAAGCGACUGGCGGAGAACUAAUCGGGCCGAGAGGGCUCGGUCCCGACCCAUGCUCGGCCCACGACCCAGCCAACGAUCUCCCAUCUUCGAUCGACGAUUUCGCCCAGGCCCUGCAACGGUGAAUUAG